Molecule: messenger RNA, 4342 nt
Organism: Zootoca vivipara (common lizard)
Lineage: Eukaryota; Metazoa; Chordata; Lepidosauria; Squamata; Lacertidae
Source: RefSeq, a predicted model, not a curated record
AUGCUGUUGGAGUGGAUAUGUUUCUACAGAAGGCUCUCCGUUAUCAAACUGGUAUUCCGUUUCUCGUGCUCUCCAACUUUGCCAGGAGAAGGACCAGAUGACGGUGAUAGUGGGAAUGAAAGCAGGAGCGGAAGCGAGGAAACAAAUGUUUGCGAAAAGUGCUGCGCGGAAUUCUUCAAGUGGACUGACUUUCUGGAACACAAGAAGAACUGUACUAAAAACCCGCUUGUGUUGAUUGUGAACGAAGAUGAAGCUGCUCCUCCCUCUGAAGAAUUCCCGGAGCCCUCGCCUGCUAGCUCUCCCAGCGACCAAGCAGAGAGUGAGGCUGCUGAAGAAAGUGUUCAGGCCGAGAACAAUGAGAUCUGCGAGGUAAAGAAUGCAGAGAAGGAAGACGAACCUAUGGAGAUAGAGCCUUCUGCAGAAAAGAGUUACCCCAGUCAAGGCACCACUAGCACAGCUACGACACUACCUCAGAUUAGUGAACCAUCUUCCUUGACAAGUUAUAACAUGCCAAACACUAAUGUAACCUUAGAGACUUUGCUGAGCACUAAAGUGGCUGUUGCACAAUUCUCACAGAGUACAAGGUGCGCGGCUACUGCAACCACGGCCAGUGGGGUCACGGCAAUGGCCAUCCCAAUGAUUCUCGAGCAGCUGAUGGCCUUGCAGCAGCAACAGAUUCACCAGUUGCAGCUAAUUGAGCAAAUCCGGAGCCAGGUGGCCAUGAUGAAUCGGCAGCCGCUGCGUCCCACUCUCAAUCCAGCUGCUCCUUCUCAGAGCGCUCCUGUGCAAGCCUCUAACCAGCUCCAAGGGUUUGCCGCAAACUCUGCCCUUCAGUUAGCAGCAGUCGUUCCUUCUGCCAUAGUGGCGCAGGCCACUAGCAACCCACCAACUGCCUUUGAGAGCUCUCAGCACAUUUCAAGGCCUACGUCGGGCGCAAGCACCCCGAACAUGUUAAGCAACGGUUCUUCUGCCCCCAAUGAGUCAAGCACACCGUCCUGUUCUAAUGCAAUCACUGCUUCAUUAACACCCGUUUCUGUGUCAAAUAGUACUAGCAGCUGUUCCCAGCCCCAAAAUACUCUGACUCCACCUUCAAUAGGACCUGGAAAUCUCCUCACCUCAGCUUCCAGCCUGCCAAACCCACUUCUACCUCAGACGUCAUCCAGUAGUGUGAUUUUCCCCAACCCACUGGUUAGCAUCGCUGCGACUGCUAAUGCAUUGGAUCCUCUGUCUGCUCUUAUGAAGCAUCGCAAAGGGAAGCCACCAAACGUAUCUGUGUUUGAACCCAAGACAAGUUCUGAGGAUCCUUUUUUUAAACACAAGUGUAGGUUUUGUGCCAAGGUCUUUGGGAGUGACAGUGCUCUGCAGAUACACUUGCGCUCACACACCGGAGAAAGGCCCUUUAAGUGUAACAUAUGUGGGAAUCGGUUUUCUACGAAAGGCAAUUUGAAAGUCCAUUUUCAGAGGCAUAAGGAGAAGUAUCCACACAUUCAGAUGAAUCCAUAUCCGGUCCCAGAAUACCUCGACAAUGUUCCCACUUGUUCUGGGAUUCCGUACGGAAUGUCGUUGCCACCCGAAAAGCCAGUUACUACGUGGUUGGAUAGCAAGCCUGUGUUACCAACCGUCUCAGCUUCAAUUGGGUUGCAGCUUCCCCCAACAAUACCGGGGGUGAGCAGUUAUGGAGAUUCCCCAAGUAUUACUCCUAUGAGCAGGUCACCCCAAAGGCCAUCCCCUGCGCCAAGCGAGUGCACUUCCUUAUCCCCAAGCCUAAACAACUCUGAGUCAGGCAUUCCUCUGUCUGCAGAAUCCCCACAACCAAUCCUUAGUGGUUCAGCUAUGACUAAAACGGAACCUGUCAACAUUCCUGUGACAAACGCAAGGCUAGGAGAAAAUUCUCUAACUGGGCAGGUUUCUGCAGUACCCCCAUCUCCAGUUCCUAACGCUGUUACGGACAGCAUUUCCACAAGCAUCCCGAACCCUAUGCUUCCAGCAUUGUCUGAUCAAUUCAAGGCUAAGUUUCCAUUUGGUGGUCUACUAGACUCUAUGCAAACAUCAGAAACCUCAAAACUGCAACAGCUCGUAGAGAACAUCGAUAAGAAGAUGACGGAUCCAAAUCAAUGUGUCAUUUGUCACCGUGUGCUCAGUUGUCAGAGUGCUCUCAAGAUGCAUUACAGAACCCAUACAGGAGAAAGACCAUUUAAAUGCAAAAUUUGUGGACGUGCAUUCACUACAAAAGGCAAUCUAAAAACACAUUUUGGAGUUCAUCGAGCGAAGCCACCACUUAGAGUACAGCAUUCGUGUCCCAUUUGUCAGAAGAAAUUUACAAAUGCUGUUGUUCUCCAGCAGCAUAUUCGUAUGCACAUGGGUGGGCAAAUUCCAAACACGCCGUUACCAGAGGGCUUCCAAGAUGCUAUGGACUCGGAGCUUUCCUUUGAUGAAAAGAACGCAGAAACGCUGAGCAACUACGAUGAUGACUUUGAUGAAAAUUCCAUGGAAGAGGACCCAGAGUUAAAAGACAACACAAAUGACUCCUCCAAACCUCUUCUACCUUAUUCCACUUCAUGCCCACCUUCCCCCCCAUCUGUAAUUUCUAGCAUUACUGCUCUGGAAAAUCAAAUGAAAAUGAUUGAUUCUGUCAUGAACUGUCAACAGUUGACCAAUCUGAAAUCAUUAGAAAAUGGGUCAGGGGAAAGUGACCAUUUAAGCAACGAUUCCUCGUCCGCUGUUGGAGAUCUGGAGAGCCAGAGUGCAGGGAGCCCUGCAAUGUCUGAAUCUUCUUCAUCCAUGCAGGCGCUGUCCCCUGAAAACAGCAUCAGUGAAAGUUUCAGAUCAAAAUCCCCAGGUUUUAGCAACCAGGAAGAACACCAAGAAAUACAAUUAAAGACAGAAAAACUUGACAGUCCACCACCACCACCACCUACUGUUGAAAAUGGAGGUGCACUGGAUUUGACAGCCACCAACCCGGGAAGGCCACUCAUCAAAGAAGAAGCUCCUUUUAGCCUGCUGUUCCUGAACAGAGAACGUGGUCCCAGCCAAAGCACUCCUAGCCUGGUCACCAGCACUGCGCCUACUCUGAUCAAAAUGGAAGUGAACGGUCACAGCAAGCCGAUCUCAUUGGGCGAGGUCCCGUCGCUUCCAGCUGGAAUCCAGGUUCCUGCUGCACCACAGUCAGUGAUGAGCCCGGGCAUCACUCCUAUGCUGGCACCACCGCCACGCCGGACUCCCAAACAGCACAACUGUCAGUCAUGUGGGAAGACCUUCUCCUCAGCAAGCGCACUGCAGAUACACGAGCGCACCCACACUGGUGAAAAGCCAUUUGGUUGCACAAUCUGUGGUAGAGCUUUUACCACAAAAGGGAAUCUUAAGGUUCACAUGGGAACUCAUAUGUGGAAUAAUGCCCCUGCCCGGCGUGGCCGUCGACUGUCUGUGGAAAACCCCAUGGCUUUGUUAGGUGGUGACGCUCUGAAGUUUUCUGAAAUGUUCCAAAAGGAUUUGGCAGCUCGGGCCAUGAAUGUUGACCCAAAUUUUUGGAAUCAGUACGCUGCAGCUAUUACUAAUGGACUUGCAAUGAAGAACAAUGAAAUUUCUGUCAUACAGAACGGAGGCAUUCCCCAGCUCCCAGUAAGUUUAGGCGGAAGUGCCAUUCCGUCUUUAAGUAACAUUACCAGUGGCAUGGACAAAGCGCGCACCGGCAGUAGCCCUCCCAUCAUUGGCUUGGACAAAGCGAGUUCUGAAACGGGAGCCAACCGCCCAUUCACAAGGUUUAUUGAGGAUAAUAAAGAGAUUGGCAUAAAUUGAAAGCAUUCAAGUAACAAGUAACUGUUGGACCACUACUCAACACAACAUUUGUUCUUUCAUGUACAGUUUUGGGAGUUAAGCAUUAGUUUCGUGACCUAAUUGCCUAGGUUCCCUUUAAGAUUUUUACCCCCAUAGCAGAAAUACAUAACUUCGUGUCCGCUGAAAAGUUGUCUUGCAAGAUUUGCAUGGCACUGCUUUCAACAGUGAGCUGACUGUUAGCGAGAACUGCAGAACUCUUUAAAUUUAAGUAAAAUGAUAAAUCAUUGGAUAAGCUGCAUUAGGGACUGAAGGAAGCUAAAUUGUUUCAAUUUAUGUUCUUUAACAAAACAAAACGACACCAAUUGAGUAAAAGGGGGCUUCUCAAUGGCAUUUUCAGCCCAGCUCCUCACUUGCUGGUUUUGUUCCACUUAGCUAGAAACUUGAACUAUGUUUUUAGAAAUCCUCUAACACUCAAUAAGUGAUUUAGUACCCUGAUGCUGUGUAUGAUUACAGUAUUCUUGUCUGUAGUAUUUAUAAUGUAAAGAUAAUGCGGGUAACAGACAAUAUA